CUGCUAUCCAUUCAUUAACUCAUUCCGCCAUACCUUGAUACGAGUUAUCGUCGGCCGCCAUCAUGUUCAGAAACAACUAUGACAACGAUUCGGUAACAUUCUCCCCGCAAGGGCGGAUAUUCCAGGUCGAGUAUGCAGCAGAGGCAGUGAAGCAGGGCUCAGUGGUGGUGGGGAUCGCAAGCAACACACAUGCCGUGCUUGUAGCAAUCAAGCGCAACGCCGAAGAACUCUCGUCCUACCAAAAGAAGCUCUUCCCCAUCGACGAGCACGUCGGCAUCGCCAUCGCGGGACUCACAUCGGACGCUCGCGUCCUCUCCAACUUCAUGAAGCAGCAGUGCCUGGGCCACCGGCUGACGUACGGGCGCAGCAUGCCCGUGCGGACGCUGGUCGAGAUGAUCGGGUCCAAGGCGCAGAUCAACACGCAGCACUACGGCAAGCGGCCGUACGGCGUCGGCCUGCUGGUGGCGGGCGUCGACGAUCAAGGGCCGCACCUGUUUGAGUUCCAACCGAGCGGCAUGACCGAGGAGAUGGUGGCUUUCGCCAUCGGCGCCCGCUCGCAGAUGGCCCGGACCUACCUGGAAAAGAACCUCGACAAGUUCGCCGACUGCGGCCGCGAGGAACUCAUCCGCCACGGCCUGCGAGCCCUCAAGGAGAGCCUGGUGCAGGAUCGCGAGCUGACGGUGGAUAACACGAGUGUGGGCGUUGCGGGCUUGGUCGCGAGCGACCAGGAUGGCACUACCAAGGUCGAGCCGUUCACGGUCUAUGACCAGCAGGAGGUAUCGGCAUGGAUAGACAGCGUGGCGGACGACAAGGAGGGCGGAGCCAGUGCGGCCGAGGGUGAGGGUGGAACCAUGGAGGUCGACUCAUAGGCAGACAAUGCUUGAGGGUUGCAGGGAAACGUAACAGAAAAGAGUAAAGUCGUAGCCGGCAUGACUCAGGCAUUAGCAUCUUGCUGGACCGAGUAGAGCGAGCCCGGAAUGACAUUCGACAUGAGAAGCAUUUUCUUGUCCUCUAUCCGCAACGCCAGAGCGUCUAGUCUUGUCUAGUCUUCGUUCCACGACAGCUUGAAUACUGAGGCCGAAACCUUGUA
Parathielavia appendiculata is the source of this 1090-nucleotide messenger RNA. RefSeq names its product N-terminal nucleophile aminohydrolase. Gene Ontology annotation, biological process: ubiquitin-dependent protein catabolic process; proteasomal protein catabolic process. Lineage: Eukaryota; Fungi; Ascomycota; Sordariomycetes; Sordariales; Chaetomiaceae. Gene Ontology annotation, cellular component: nucleus; proteasome core complex, alpha-subunit complex; proteasome core complex. The transcript has 3 exons. The record is from RefSeq and is a predicted model, not a curated record. Bases 63 to 869 code for a protein of 268 amino acids.